AUGACCGUCGUCACAGAGACGGGCUUCGACCUAAACUCCCCAGUGACUGAGGAUGAGGUUCUCGAAGUCCGCUCCGGCAAACUUCGCAGUUUCGAUGGCAUCAACGUCAUGACUGGCAUCUUCAAAACCACCCACGAUGGCUCCGUCACCGUCACAGAGAUGGGAAUACAAGGAGAUGAGCAUGACUAUACUUUUCACGGCGGCCCUGACAAAGCAAUUCAUGCCUACUGCAUGUCUCACUACCAGAACUGGAAAGCCGAGUUCCCAGAUGCGGCAGACCUCUUCGCCCCCGGCUCCUUUGGCGAGAACCUCGUUGUUUCCCGCAUGAACGAGCGCAACGUCUGCAUCGGAGACGUGGUCUCGCUCGGCCCCGAAGUGGUCCUCCAGGUCUCGCUGCCGCGCCAGCCCUGCUUCAAGCUGAACCACCGUUUCCGUCUCAAGAACUUUGCACCAAACACGUGGCGCCUCAGCCGCACCGGCUGGUACUACCGCGUCCUGCGACCUGGCAGCGUCCGGGCCGGUGAUGCGCUGAAGCUGGUGGAGAGGAAGCACCCGAGCUGGACCAUCGAGCGUAUCCAGGAGUAUCUCCACCGCAACCCGUCCGAUGCUGCCAUGAACAGAGAGCUGGCUGGCAUUCAGGAGUUCGGGAGCGAGGCUGCUACUGCUUUCCAGUCCCGCGUGGCCAAGCACGAGUCCAAAGAAAGAAAGGCGCGGAUGGCUGCAGAGGAGGAGAAGCAGUGGAAGGAAUUCCGCGUGGUUCGGAAGAGGCGGGAGACGGCUCGAAUCACCUCCCUCGAGCUGGAGGCGCUGCAACCCACGGACGAGGCAGAUCUCAAGCCCGGCGCGCACGUCAAGCUCAAGCUGGGGAACGGGCUCGUGCGCGCCUACUCGAUCGUGGGUGGGGACAGGAACCGGUUCGAGCUCGGCGUGGCGCUGGCAGAAAAGGGCAAGGGCGCCUCCAAGCACAUCCAUGAAAACGUCCACGAGGGGGACGUGCUGACGGUGGGACGGUUCACCAACGGAAUACCCAUGGUGAGCGCGGCGAGCAACCACGUCUUUGUCGCCGCCGGCGUCGGCAUAACGGCCUUCCUGCCCAUGAUUGAAGAAAUGGCCCGCAUCAACUACAGCGUGACCCUCCACUACGCUGUCCGCUCCGCAGAUGACAUUCCCUUCAGGGAGAGGAUCGAGAAGCUGGGCAAGGCCGUUGUGCUCUACGACAAGACAAAAGGCGAGAGGCUCAAUGUCGGGUUUAUCGUGCGCGACUUGACCUGGAACUCGCAGCUGUACUUUUGCGGCCCGAGCGGCAUGAUGGCCGAGGCGCUGCGCGAGACGCAAGCUGCGGGUAUCGAUGAGAAGGAGGUGCAUUUCGAAGCGUUCGAGGCUGAUUCGUCCGGAGAUCCGUUUGAGGCAACGGUGGCCAACAAGAACGGCGGCGUGACGCUCAAAGUCGGCCCGGAUGAGACGCUACUCGAGGUUAUGCAGAAGGAGUUUGGGAUCGAAGACGUCCCCUCCAGCUGCGAGGUUGGGAACUGCGGCACUUGCAAGUUGGCAUUGAAGGAAGGCCGCGUCGACCAUCGGGGGUCGGCGCUUACAAAGGACGAAAAGUUGACAUCUAUGCUCUCUUGUGUGAGUAGAGGGAUCGGCAAGAUUGUGGUAGAAAUAUGA
This is a messenger RNA of Pyricularia pennisetigena, 1665 nucleotides long. RefSeq lists its product as uncharacterized. Gene Ontology annotation, molecular function: pyridoxal phosphate binding; molybdenum ion binding; oxidoreductase activity. The transcript is spliced from 2 exons. The record is from RefSeq and is a predicted model, not a curated record. NCBI's taxonomy places the organism in Eukaryota, Fungi, Ascomycota, Sordariomycetes, Magnaporthales, Pyriculariaceae. The coding region runs from base 1 to 1665 and encodes 554 amino acids.